Molecule: messenger RNA, 1031 nt
Organism: Calypte anna (Anna's hummingbird)
Lineage: Eukaryota; Metazoa; Chordata; Aves; Apodiformes; Trochilidae
Product: translation initiation factor IF-2-like
Exons: 3
Coding region: 1-795 (264 amino acids)
Source: RefSeq, a predicted model, not a curated record
AUGACGCCGGGCGCGGCACGGCGCCAACUCUCCCCUCCCGACUCCCGGAGCGCAGCCCGGGCGGCUGCCGCUGCCGUGGCCCGGAACAAGAGCAGUCCCGCCCUCCGCCGGCCCGACCGAAGAGAGGACACCCAGUCGCCAGGACGGCAAGGCCGCGGCCUCCAGCCCCCGAGCCCUGAGCCCCACGCACGACCCUCCCUCCACCCCGUCGCCCGAGCGGCGGGACCCCUGCCCGGCCCAGCACUCUCCCUCCUGCGCUGGGAAGAAGGCAGCAAAGCUCCCACCACCCAGCGCGGUACCUGGGGCUGCCGGAGCUUUCGUGGCUCACGGCGCUUCGGGCGGGGCCAUCCCUUAAAGGGACAGGCACCCGCCACCGCCGCACCCGAGUGCCUUAAAGUGACAGAGCCCCGCGGGCCAACAGCUCCCGGAGAAGUGUCCCGUCCCGUGUCCUUCCCGUUGCUCGGCGGCCACACGCCGAUGCCCCUGGAGCUGCGACCGAGCGGCUCCAGCUCCUCCUCUCCAGGCCGAGCAGUGGGGUGGCUCUGGCGCUGCUCCUCUAGCUGCACGCCUGCCGGCCUCGUCCCGCCCUGCCCUGCCUCGCCUUGCCUUGCCCUGCCCUGCGCAUCUCUUCGCCCGCGGAGCAGCAGCUUUCGCACGCUGGGCAGCCACGGUGGCGGAGAGGACGGGCAUGCCAGCUUUGCCAGUCCCUGCUUCCCGCCCAUGGAGAGAAGCGCUGGGUAUAGGUACAUACACUGCACAAAUACACAUAUAAUGAAUGCUCUAAUCUACCAUUAAAACUGUCACGGAGUUGCAUAUAUUUAGAGUAGCCGAUCUGCCACGGUGUUGGUGCCCCGUUCGCUUGCUCAUCUCGGUUGAACUGUGAUUUUUGCCCCGACGGUGACUGCAGCCCAACCCACAGCAGUGCGUGGGGCUCCAGCCUAACCAGAGAGUCCUUACACAAGCAGGUGGAGAACAAGACGUUCUUGUUUAUCAAGAGCUGGUGGCUUUGGGACUUCUGUUACUUGCUUUGG